This is a messenger RNA of Equus quagga, 5702 nucleotides long. RefSeq names its product fibulin 7 (gene FBLN7). The transcript is spliced from 9 exons. The record is from RefSeq and is a predicted model, not a curated record. NCBI's taxonomy places the organism in Eukaryota, Metazoa, Chordata, Mammalia, Perissodactyla, Equidae. Bases 233 to 1636 code for a protein of 467 amino acids. Gene Ontology annotation, molecular function: calcium ion binding.
GCCGCGGGUGCUCCAGGGUCGGCGCGCGGCGCACCUGGACCCGAGACUGCGCCUCCGGAGCCCGGCGGCCGGGCUGCGCGCCGGGGCUCCCUCUCCCUCCCCGCCGGAGCCGCUCGGGACCGCGCGGCGCCCUGCGCCCUGCCGGGGCGGCUGCGGCAUCGGCUGCGACAAACUGGGCAGCGAAGGCAAGGUUAUUUCCCCUUUCCCAAGCAGAAAGGUUCCGAUUGGCAAGAUGGUGCCCAGCUGUCCCCGCGCGCUCUUCCUUCUGCUGCUGCUCCUCGCCUGCCCCGAGUCGCGGGCUUCCCAGGUCUUCUCUGCAAACACUGCCGUUGGUGUGGAGUUAGAUGAAGCGCCCGCCCCUCUGAAGAAGAGUUUGAUAACAGAAACGAACUGUCUCAACAAACAGCAGCUCCUGACAGCCAUCCGCCAGCUGCAGCAGCUCCUGAAGGGCCAGGAGACGCGCUUCGCUGAGGGCAUCCGCCACAUGAAGAGCCGGCUGGCCGCGCUGCAGAACUCUGUGAACAGAGUGGGCCCUGACGCCCCCCACGUUUCCUGCCCUGCUCUGAAUGCCCCUCUGGAUGGCAGGAAGUUUGGAAGCAAGUAUUUAGUGGAUCACGAAGUCCAUUUUACCUGCAACCCCGGGUUCCGGCUGGUUGGGCCCAGCAGCGUGGUGUGUCUUCCCAAUGGCACCUGGACGGGGGAGCAGCCCCGCUGUAAAGAUAUCAGCGAAUGCUCCAGCCAGCCUUGUCAGAAUGGUGGGACAUGUGUAGAAGGAGUCAACCAGUACAAAUGCAUUUGCCCUCCAGGAAGGACUGGGAGCCGCUGUCAGCAUCAGGCCCAGACUGUCGCCGCCGAGGGCAGUGUGGCCGGCGACCCCGCCUUCAGCCGCGCGCCGCGCUGUGCGCAGGUGGAGCGGGCGCAGCACUGCAGCUGCGAGGCCGGUUUCCACCUGAGCGGCGCCGCGGCCGGCGACAGCGUGUGCCAGGAUGUGAAUGAAUGCGAGCUCUAUGGGCAGGAGGGGCGCCCCCGGCUCUGCAUGCAUGCCUGCGUGAACACCCCGGGCUCCUACCGCUGUACCUGCCCCAGCGGAUACCGGACGCUGGCCGACGGGAAGAGCUGUGAGGAUAUCGAUGAGUGUGCGAGCCCACAGCACGUGUGCCCCCGGGGAACCCUGUGCAUCAACACGGGUGGAGGCUUCCAGUGCGUCAGCCCGGAGUGCCCCGAGGGCAGCGGCAACGUGAGCUACGUGAAGACAUCUCCCUUCCAGUGUGAGCGAAACCCCUGCCCCAUGGACAGCAGACCCUGCCGCCACUUGCCCAAGACCAUCUCCUUCCAUUACCUUUCUCUGCCCUCCAACCUGAAGACGCCCAUCACGCUCUUCCGCAUGGCCACCGCCUCAGCCCCCGGUCGACCUGGACCCAACAGCCUGCGGUUUGGGAUCGUGGGUGGGAACAGCCGGGGCCACUUUGUGAUGCAGCGCUCAGACCGGCAGACGGGGGAACUGAUCCUGGUCCAGACCCUGGAGGGGCCUCAGACACUAGAGGUGGACGUUGACAUGUCAGAAUACCUGGACCGCUCCUUCCAGGCCAACCACGUGUCCAAGGUUACCAUCUUUGUGUCCCCUUAUGACUUCUAAGAGUGCCGGGGGGCACAGGGGUGCGGAGAUGCGGGCUCGUUUCUCUUCCCCAAAGACACAGCUGUGGGCACUGACUGCAACAGACAUCUCCCCCCAACCUUGCCCCUGCCCACCAGCCUGUGCACCCGGGUUUCCAGGGCAGUGCCACAGGCUGUCCCAUGGAGCGGCACAGAAGGGCAGCCACAAAACCCAAACUGCUGCCAUCACAGUUUUUCCUGCUUUAAGGCCCUUCCCUUAGAUUAUGCACUAACUUUCUCAACUCUUUUUCACAGGGGAAUGGGCAUCCUUCCAAAAUGCUGUGUGAAUGGCACUGUGAGUUUGAACUGGCUGGGAGGGAAAAGCUCACAGUAUGUGUCUGAGAUGAUUGUCAGUCCUCCUGUAUUGAUACAGUGAAGCCUUGUUGUGAAGCCAUGCUGAGGGCCCAGUGAUGCCCCUGCACCUGUGGCCCAGGCGGUGGGUCUCCUGCCACCACCCAGCAUGGUGUUCUUGUCUGCAUUCUCCUCUGUGACAUGCCUGCCAGCCUUCUCAUCAGAGAGUCAUGGCAGGGCCUGGGACUCCCACACAGAUUCUUCUAGACCAAGGAACCAGUGUUAAAGCAUAGUUUCUGCCUGAAUUAAUUCCUUUUUGCGAAGUCACAUCUCAAAACAUAACCUCAUGUUAUAGCUGAAGAAACAAAGUCUGUUGCUUCCCCCUGCCCACCUGGCUUGUCCCUGAACGUGAGCUAGCCCAGUUCCUUCUAGGAGAGGAUACCUGGCUCUCUUCCUGUCUAGGCUGGACCCACUGGGAUAGAUGAAUAAGAAAAAAACACAAUGAUGCUGGGAUUGCUCCCACCAAUAGAAAUGUGGCUUGGCCAAACGGGAGCUUGGUAAGGUGUCAUCUGGCCACGGAGAGUUUAAGAAAGUGCUUGAAUUGCCUUGAUUCUAGGGCAUUCUACUUCUGAUGGAAGAGCCAAGGGGUGACGCCCUCCAGGUGACUGAAAAAAAGGAAACCCUCGCUGGGACUGAGAGCGGGAUGGAGUCGGGUGGGGGGGACCAUUCAAAUUAAAACUUAGAAGCCAGCUGAGCUCUGAGGAAGUUUUAGUAUCCAAAUACAUGUUAAUCUACUGAUGAGAUUUCAUCACACACAUUUUAUUUAAAAAUUCUUUGUAUUUGCCUUGGUAAGAGAGGGAAACAGAGGAAGAAUGUUGCCAGUUUAGUGACCAAACCGUACAUCAAGAUGGUUUCUAGGACACCUAUUCUUGUCUUAUUUUAUCAGACAAAGAGUGAGACAGUCGAGAGUUGCUUUCGAAAUUUUUCUUCUCUUGACAUCGGGCUCAGCUGUGAUGUCUCCAACAACGGAACAAUGGGCCCGCAAAUCUGCUUUUCUGGGUUGUUACAAGACUUUAUUAAAACUAUCAUUCAGAGCCUUGUGUUUCCAGAUCGUGCUGUUAACAGGUCAGAAGCAUGCCUGCAUGCCAGCCUGUGCAGAACACCAAGUGGGAGAGUCCAAGGGCCUGGCCCAUGUUCCUGAAAGUAAGAUGUCAUAGUGGUGUGCUCUUCCUUCCUGCUGGGGGCAGGGCUAGUUCAGAGGGACAAGCCUCUUACCUCCCAGCAGGUGAGGAGUGAUUUGGGGGUCUACAGAACAGGUGCCCCACCUAACCUGGUGUAUAAUGAUGACUUGGAUGCCAACCAGGCCCAGUCUAAAGCAAUGGAUUGCAUCACUGAGAUCUGCCAUCAUCAAACCUGACUCCUGUUUAUGAAAUCCCACACUGAGCCCCAAUCCCAACAGCACCAACAUAUGACUGUCUGCUUGGGAUUAUGGAUUGAGGAUUAUGUCUGGGCCCUUCCUCCCUGGGGAAUGUCUUGUUCUCUAUACCUUCUCAACUCACCUUCCUCUGUGGAAACCAACUCUUCCUUUGUCCUUACAUAGCUCCAAUCUCUGCUAGGUCAGAGUGCUAGUAGUAUUAAUUUGUACCCCUUUUAAAGUAACAUAGUUUUAUAUUAUUUGGCAGGGGCUUUUAAAAUUUUUAUGAUGCACAGUUGCAAACAUAUACAAAAAUAGAAUUGUAUGACAAACCCCUUGUUGGAUUCACCAGCUUCAACAAUUAACACAAUCUUUUUUUCAUCUCUACUCUCCACUCUACCCUAUGAUGAUUUUGAAGCAGAUCCUGGACAUCACAUCAUUUCAUCUGUAAAUAUUUCAGCAUGUAUCUCUAGACAAUAAGGACUUUAAAAAAAGCAUAACCUCAAUAGCAAUCACACCUUAAUAAUUAGCAAUAAUUCCAUAAUACCUUCAAAUAGUCAUUGUUCAAAUUUCUGAGCGGCUCAUGAUUUGUUUGUUUGACUUAGGUCCACUCUGUAAUCUGCUGAUAUGUCUCUUAAGUCUCCUUUAAUCUGUAGCAGUGGUUCUCACAUUUCAGCCUGUAUGGGAAUAACCUGGAGGCUUGUUAGAGUACUGUGUCCUUUGUCCUGUAGAAUUUCUCAGAGUCUGGGUUUUCCUAAGUGCAUCUCUGUGGUGUCUUUUAACAUGUUCCUCUGUCCUGUUUCUUAAGUAUCAGUAGUGCUAUCUAGAGAUUUAAUCAGAGACCAGUCAGGCUUCUUUUUGCAAGACUACUUUAUUGGUGGUGAUAGGUACUUCCAGUGGGAGCCACAUGGUCUCUAGUUGCCUCUUUUCUGAUGUUAGCAGUCAUUGAUGAUGAUUGCAUAGAUCCAAUACUUCUUUAGAGGUUGCAAAUAAUAUUCUUAGUGCUGUGGUUUCUUCUUAGUUUAUUAGCUGGCAUACUUUAUAAAGAGAAACUUCCUUUCAUCAGUUAUGUGGUUACCCUGAGGUUUGGUUUGUAUAGGAAAGGCAGGAUAAAUUCUUGACUUUCUCGCCUUUGUCAGUUCCCAAGGUGCUUGCUGGGCAUCUUUCCAAGCUGUUCAGGGAGAGCUGUUUGCUUCUUUGAGUACAGUAUGGACUCGGUUUAAACAGACUUGAUGUGUGUUUCAAUGCACUGCAGUCAUUAUUCUUACUGUUGCUCAGACUGUCCUGUCCUUGGCCCUUGGGAACUGCUUCAUGUUGGCUGAGUCCAUUGACAUGACCCUGGUGGUCUUUGAUAGUUUCGUAGUUAUCUUGUAUGACAAGAUGUUUCAAGUUCAUCUUGCAUAUUUUAUGCCCCAGCCCUUAAGUCAUCCAGUUUUCCCCCAGGACCCCUGCUUCCUUUUAGUGGGGAAUGAUUAGAGAUCAAAAUCUGGGUACUAAGAGUGCUUGUUGGUAGUGGUUUGGUCAUUGUUUCUUGUUUUUAGUGCACAGAGCUAGGAAAUAUGUGUUGUUUUUUUUUUAACGAAAAAACACUAUAUGAGUUUAUAUUGAUGCUUCCAGUUCAACUCAGGACUACCAGGUUUUUCAUGUAACCUCAUUGAUCUUAUAUCUGCUCUUCUUUCUCUCAUUCUGAAAACCUCCUUCUCAAAAAUCACCAAAAUAAUUACACAUUAUUUUAAAUCCUCAGAAUAACAAUGCCAAAAUUAUCACAAAAAAAUAAUUACUGAAAAGAGUUAAAACUUUUAUUUUGCAAUUCUUUUUGUCCUUAGGGUUUAUGCCUUUAGGGAUGUGCAGUCAAAUUACUGUUUUAAAAUAACUUGGAAUAGUUCCCCUCUCAGUGGUUGUGCCCCAAACUUGAAUCAGGGUUAUGGUUAUUCACUUUGUUUUGCUUAAAUUUUUAGAGAUUGCUUUUUAAUUUUAAUUUUGUUUUAAAAUUAUGUAAACUAUUUACGUGGUUCCAAAGUCAAAUCCACGAAAUAAGCUGUAUUCAGAGAAGUCUGUAUUCUAACCCAGUCUCGUCCACCCUAUUCUCUCCUUCUGCCAUAAUCAAUUUUUUUCCAUUUUACCCUUCCAUUUUAAAAAAUAUAAACAAACGAUAAAUGAUAACAUCCUAUUUCACACUUUUCCUGAUCUUGCUUUUUUUCCCCUUAACAAUAUAUUGGAUAUCAUUCCAUAGAACCAUAUAGAAUGGUUUUCUACAAAAUGCUCCAUUCUGAGUACAUACGAUACUCCUGAUGGACAUUUGGGUUGUUUCCAGUCCUUUGCUAUUAAAAAUAUUGCAGCAACA